ACCCGCAUUCGUGACACUAUCCAAAUUUUAUAACGAAAAAGCGAAGGCGAAAUUUAACAAGCUGCCAUUUCGUUUUUAAAUCCAGGAAGCAACCAGAGAUAGGCGUAGAUCAUCUAGACUAUACAUUAUCGCUCCCAUAAUCUACAUCAGAAUCUCGUGCUAUAUACGCAGCAGUAACAGUCGAAACCCUAGCAGAAUGUUCAACCGGAUUUUCGGAAGACCCAAACAGGAGCCGACGCCCCUCUCAACUCUCGACAAGCUCAAUGAGACCCUUGAGAUGCUGGAAAAGAAAGAAGGAGUGUUGCAAAAGAGAAUUGCAGCAGAGAUUGAGAAAGCCAAGGAGUUUACACGGGCAAAGAACAAAAGAGCGGCUAUACAAUGUUUGAAGAGAAAGAGACUUUAUGAGGUGCAAGUUGAGCAAUUGGGAAAUUUUCAAUUACGUAUUCAUGAUCAGAUGAUUAUGCUGGAAGGUGCAAAAGCUACAACAGAGACUGUGGAUGCACUGAGAACUUCAGCUGCUGCCAUGAAAGCAAUGCAGAAAGCAACGAACAUUGAUGAUGUGGACAAGACCAUGGAUGAGAUCAAUGAACAGACAGAGAACAUGAAACAGAUUCAGGAAGCAUUAUCUACACCAAUUGGUGCUGCUGCGGAUUUUGAUGAGGAUGAACUUGAGGCUGAAUUGGAGGAACUGGAGGGAGCAGAGCUCGAAGAGCAACUUAUGCAACCAGCCACAAUUGCCCCAACUACAAAAUUGCCUCCAAUUCCAGGAAAACAACCCACACAACCUGCAUCUCAGAAAGCUACUCCAAGUUCUGCUGAAGAAGAUGAACUUGCUGCUCUGCAGGCAGAGAUGGCACUAUAGUGAGGUUUCAAUUAUUUUGCCGAUUUUUUCAGCAAAAAUUGAAGUUUUUUUGAGAAGUGGAUCUCGGUUUCCGUGUCUCUGGCUAAUAGGAGGGAUGGCUUCAUUAAACAACAUCAUGUUGGAAGGAACUUAGAGGUUCAAUGGCAAGAACUACAAUACUUGGAAGCAAAGGAUGCUUACUAUAUUCGAGUACCGAUGUAUAGACCAAAUCGUUUAGGGUAAUUCUACUCGUCACAUAGUAGCAGCCAAAGAUCAAGACAAGUUUGAUGAGUGUAACCAUGAAGCAGUUAUGCUGCUCAAGUUAUCAGCCACUGAUGAGAUGCUUUCGAAAGUGUCGUUUGGCAAGAUUACUGCUCAAAUUUGGACUCACGUGAAGGAUUUGCAGGAGACAUUAGAUAAAGGCAGAGAUUUCUUCCUGAAGAGUAUGUCGUUCUUGAUUAUGAUGGACGACAAGAUAUGUUUGCAAGAUCAUCUCAUGAAGAUCAAAGACAUCGGGAUCAACUAGAAGCCAUUGGUUGCAAGAUAGAAGAAGAGGACAUGGUGGUUAUCACUCUUAAAAGCUUACCACGAUCCUAUGAGCACUUCAUCAAAACUCUCAACAUUACAUCCACAAAUGUUGUCUUGAAGUUUGACAAGCUGUGCAAUAAGCUCUUAUAGCAAGCUAGGUGGAAAUAAUAGUUUGGUAACAGUAUUGACAUAGACAUUGUGGAAUAGGUGUUUGCUGCCAAGGACAAAGGCAGAGGCAAGUCCACUCAGCAAAAAGGACAAUGCACACCUGAUGAUUCUCAUGUCAUUAUUAUGGUAAACUUGCUCAUGUACAAAAGAUCUAUAGAAAGCGGUUAGUUGAUCAGAAGUCCAACCAAGGAGGGUCUUAGCAGUUGCUCAUGUCACAAAGCAUUUUGAAGAGGAGUCAGCCUUCUAUGCAUUUGUGGCCAAAUGACUUGCAGAUAAUGUCAAGUCUUCUCUACGGUAGUUAGUAGAAUGACCAUUAAGGGAGGGUAUUAAAAUGAUAUUGUAAUAUUUAGCAUGUAAUGGCAAUCUAAUUAGUUUUAGGAAGUUUCCUUUC
Messenger RNA from Cryptomeria japonica (Japanese cedar), 1928 nucleotides. Its product is annotated as vacuolar protein sorting-associated protein 32 homolog 2. Gene Ontology annotation, biological process: late endosome to vacuole transport via multivesicular body sorting pathway; vesicle budding from membrane. Gene Ontology annotation, cellular component: ESCRT III complex; multivesicular body; cytoplasmic side of plasma membrane. The record is from RefSeq and is a predicted model, not a curated record. NCBI's taxonomy places the organism in Eukaryota, Viridiplantae, Streptophyta, Pinopsida, Cupressales, Cupressaceae. Bases 197 to 862 code for a protein of 221 amino acids. The transcript is spliced from 7 exons.